AUGACAGACCCUUUUGUCGCCCAGUCUCAUAUCCUCCACCGCGCCUUUGGGCAGAGGCCGGAAAAUGUCGUCACAGCUGAGGGCAUUAAGCUCGUGCUGGAGUCUGGCAAGACCAUGUACGAUGCUACAUGCGGGCCGUCUGUGUCUGUUUUAGGCCAUCACCAGCCUAAGGUUACAGAGGCCAUUACUCGCCAGUUGAAUCAGGUGGCCUACGUGUACUCCGGGGCUCGUUUCACUGCUGAGCCCAACGAGGAGCUUGCUUCCAUGAUCCUAGGAAGUCGCCCUGGAGGCCUAUCCAAAGCCAUAUUUGUGAACUCGGGUAGCGAAGCCACGGAUGCUGCGAUCAAGCUGGCCACUCAAUACUGGCACGAGAGGGGCCUACCCAACAAGAGCCACGUUAUUGCCCGCAAACAAAGCUACCACGGCAACACCAUUGGCGCGCUUAAUGUUUCUGGGCAUACAUCCAGGCGCGAGAUUUAUCGUGACUGGAUCUCUCAAAACGUCUCUUUCGUGGACCCUUGCUACGCCUUCCGGCUUCAGAAGGCUGGCGAGAGCUCCGACCAAUACCUUCAGAGGCUCCGUGACCAACUUGAGGCCGAAAUCAUCCGCCUCGGGCCUCAAAAUAUUUCAUCAUUUAUUGCUGAGACUGUGAGCGGAACGACGCUAGGUUGCUUGCCCGCUAUUCCAGGCUACUUUAAGGCAGUGCGAGAGUUGUGUGACAAGUAUGAUAUUCUGCUUAUUUUAGAUGAGAUUAUGUGUGGUAUGGGGAAAACAGGAACCAUGCAUGCCUGGGAGCAAGAAGGCAUUCGAGGCCCCGACAUCCAAACAAUUGGAAAGGCUCUCGGAGGAGGUUUUGUCCCCCUUUCUGGUGUACUCCUUCACCAGAAGAUCUUUGACGCCUUAGCCGCAGGCUCCAAAGGCCUUCUCCACGGUCACACGUUCCAGGCACACCCCAUUGCCACGGCAGCUGCUGUGGCGGUGCAGAAGAUCAUUAAAGAACAAGACUUGCUGAAAAAUGUAACAAAAAUGGGCAGGAUUCUCCAGAAAGCCUUGGAAGAUAUGAUUCGGCCACUGCCUUUCGUUGCAGAUAUUCGAGGCCGCGGGCUGUUUUGGGCCGUCGAGUUCUUGGCCGACCCAGAAAAGGGUGUGGCAUUUCCUAAAAACUCAAAAUUCUGCAACAAAGUAGUAGAUUCAGCGUUUGAGAACGGCUUGAAUAUUCUGGGCAACCUUGGCGUAACUGGCGAUGUGCAUGUGGAACACGUUAUCAUCGCGCCACCCUACAUUGUCUCCGAGUCUGAAAUCAGAGACAUCGUCCAACUCCUCAAAGUUUCCAUCGAGGAAGUCAGUCGCCCAACGCUUGAAGCAAGACAACAAACUUGGAGCGCAUCAGUGGAGUCGAGGCUGUGA
This is a messenger RNA of Clonostachys solani, 1407 nucleotides long. NCBI's taxonomy places the organism in Eukaryota, Fungi, Ascomycota, Sordariomycetes, Hypocreales, Bionectriaceae. The record is from the annotation of a GenBank genome assembly.